Paramuricea clavata is the source of this 12620-nucleotide messenger RNA. Lineage: Eukaryota; Metazoa; Cnidaria; Anthozoa; Malacalcyonacea; Plexauridae. The record is from the annotation of a GenBank genome assembly.
GUUGGGGCCGGGGCUGGUCCGACUUUCAUACUUCCUGCUGUGACUUGAAAUGUGAUCAGUCAUUCUAGUGGAUGGAAAUUAAAUUUACAACGACAAAAACAUCCUGGUCUGACAAAUUUGACAUCAUCAUGAUUGUGUAUAUAAAUUCUGCUCCUGGGUUAUUAAAUGGAAUUUUGUUAAUAUUUCUAGCUUCUAUAUCUUUGAUUCCUGGAAAUGCUUUUGUCUGCCAUUCUGAAGCUUCGAGAAAUGCUAAUGAGGUUUUACAAAUCCACAUUGUUCCACACACUCAUGACGACGUAGGCUGGCUAAAGACGGUCGAUCAAUAUUACUACGGAGCCAAUAACAGCAUUCAAAGAGCCGGUGUGCAGUACAUUCUUGAUUCUGUGAUACCAGCUUUAGAGGCCAAUCCUAUGAGGCGUUUUAUUUAUGUAGAAAUGGCAUUUUUCAAAAGAUGGUGGGUGGAACAGAGCCCCACCAUGCAAGCAAGGGUGAAAGCACUUGUCGAGAGGGGUCAAUUGGAGUUUGUUAAUGGAGGAUGGUGCAUGAACGAUGAGGGAACAACUCAUUAUAAUGCAAUCAUUGAUCAAAUGACUCUUGGAUUACAAUUUAUUAAUGAAAAUUUUGGCUCCAAGGCUCGGCCAAGGGUUGCAUGGCAUAUUGACACAUUUGGGCACUCGGCCGAACAGGCUUCCUUGUUCGCGCAGAUGUCUUUUGAAGGAUUUUUCUUUGCCCGUAUUCAUUAUGCAGACAUGGAGAAACGAACCAGGGAACAGCGGAUGGAACUCAUGUGGCGGGGUAGCAAAAGUCUUGGAAAAUCCUCAGAAAUUUUCACCGGGGUUUUAUACCAUCACUACAGCCCACCUACAGGAUUCUGUUUUGAUAUACUCUGUGACGACCCUCCUAUUCAAGAUGACUCUAGAUUAUUUGACAAAAAUGUUAAAGAACGAGUCGAGUUGUUUAUAAACGAAACAUGUGAACAUGCAUUACAUUACAAGUCACGCCAUAUUAUGCUUACUAUGGGGGAUGAUUUUAAUUAUCAAAAUGCUGAAAUGUGGUUCAAGAAUUUGGACAAAUUAAUUAAUUAUGUCAAUAAGGUAUAUUGUAAACCUAGUGCAGUUGACAAAGUGACAAUACCAUCCCUGUCUCAUGGAUGGAUUUACUAGGGGGUGGGGGUGCAGAGGUGUGUGCACCCCUCCUAGUCUUGGCAAUUUAAGGGAUGCAAUUGGGGGUGGGGGUUGCUGAUUUCCUUAUCAAAUCUAUUUUUUAUCUGUAAAGGUAAUAUUGUGCAACCCUUUCCAUCAAAGUUGUAGGCCCCUCUGAGCUAGAUUCUGCCAGGGGCAGUGUUUCACUGGUUGCCCGAACACUGUUUCCUGUAUCUCCCUCCAGUGAUUACUGGUCAAUGGUCACACUGCAAAACAUGAACCGAGGCUCAAUUAGCACCCUACCAGAUCUGACUGGAUCCAUCCCUCAGAGAAUAAACCCCCUUUCCUUUGUAAAGGAAGGAAUUUAUUAACCCCCCCCCCUGCUUCCCCUUGAAUGUAUCAUUAUAGUUGAUAAUUUUCCUGGAAGUUAAUAAGACUCUUAAUUAGUAGCUUCCUGUUUUAUUGAUGUUGCAGCCAAAUUAUAAUGAAGACUCCUUCUCUAUAAUUAAACUCCAUGCACUCUCCAAAAUAUUCUGCUAUUUUUGGAUAAGGAUGGGGAAUGUAAAGCAGUUAGUCUGCAAGCAGGCUCACUGCUUGUGCUUAUAGUCUAGGGUUUAACCCUUUAAGUGUCAAUUAUGUACCCAGAUGAGCCCUUCUGUACUUUAUGAUUUUACUCUGUCUAAUGCCAGAUGAUUUUACUUGUCAAGGAGAUUGUGCUGCCAGUCUCAAUCAGUUAAAUUAUUUGUUUAGGAUGGUAGAGUGAAUGUGUUUUACUCAACACCAUCAAAUUAUGUUGAUGCAGUAAAAGGAAUUGAGCUGGCGAUAAAGACAGAUGAUUUCUUUCCUUAUGCUGACUGCCCUCAUUGUUACUGGACUGGAUAUUUUACUAGUAGGCCUGCAUUGAAAGGCUAUGUUAGGAGGAAUAAUAAUUUACUACAGGUACAUGUAGACUGUCAUUUGUGUUGUUCAUGCCCAUGAAUAUUAGGGACUAUGAGUCUUAGGGACCACCAAGUACUGUGACACAAACCAAAUCAAUCCGGAAAUCAAACUCCAACUGGUAUAUGACUCAGGUAGAGGUCUAGCAUAGGAGGUAAGGGGUCUAGGGACCACCAAGUACUUUGACCCAUUUAGACAAAUCAAUCUAGAAAUUAAACUCCAACUGGUACUGGUGACUCAGGCAGAUCCUGCCCAGAUUGCCUUAAUUUGAAUUUGGUACAAAAGCUAUUUUAGCCUUAUUUUAGACUAUUUUGGAGACAUUCAGUCUAGGUUUAGAUGGUACCUUAGAAUAUAGAGCUCCACUCCCUCCACAUGUGCCAUCUAAGUGCAUAUUUUGACAUUUUAAUUUGGAGCUAGCUCCUUUCACUAUAGAGGUGCUCCAUGGCUUCAUAACUUCUGCAGCCAUACAUGUAUCAUGCCAGUGUGCACCAAUGCAACCAUACAGUAGGCUGCUUAUUAAUAAAUUCACCACAUACCACCAGAGGCCCCGGGAAUCGAUAAUAGCGGGGGCAGAUAUUCAUAUAUUCGUGUUGACAGACUGUAAAAACAAUUGAUUUCAAAAGAAAUUAAUUGGGCAGAACACGAAUAUAUGAAUAUCUCCAUUCCGGCGCCUCUGCAUACCACAUAGGUCGUGGGCUGUUGGCCAAAAUUAUUUCGCUUCGUGGCACCCAUGUGGGAAAUACUUGGUUUGGGGUUUAUUUGAAAGGCAUAUAGGUACAUCACUACGAAAAAAAAGUUCCCAAGCAAAAAGUUGCCCAAUACCGAGAAAAUGGGUGAUCAAUGAUUAUCCUCUAUUAAAUUGUAUUACAGCAAAAAUUGGGAAAUUUUAUAAUUCAAUGACAAUAAAAAUGACUUGCAUCAUCGGAAAACGUACAAAAACCGCAUAUAAGACUUUUAAACAGUUUUUUGAUUUUUCAAAUAGUCUUUGAGUUAUUGCUGUUUUAAAUGUGAAAAUUGGACCAAAAUGUCGCAAUAAGGACUGGGUACUAGGUCAAAAACGCGUUUUUGACAGCGUAUAACUCGAAAACAAUUUUAGAUAUAAAAAACUGUUUAAAUGUCUCAUAUGUAGGUUUUUGUAAGCUUUCUGAUGAUGCAAGUCAUUUUUGUUGUAAUUGAAUACAAAAUUUCACAUUUUAUUGCUGUACUACAAUUUAAUAGAGGAUAAUCACUGAUCACCCAUUUUCUCGGUGUUGGGCAAGUUUUUUGCUUGGGAACUUUUUGUGGUAAGCAUCUAUGGUUCUAUGUAUUGAACCAAAGAAAAUCUAUUUCCCAGGGGUGCCACGAAAUUGCUUUUCUAGGGACCUUUUCGCACAACAGCCCACAGCCUUUUACUACAGUAAUACCAUGAUGACCUCGGGUUCUUUUGUUCUCGCCGGGUGGUUUAAUCACGAUAUUCCCGGCUUAGCGGGGAGAUAUCUAAUUCUCCCGGCAAAGCCGGGCAGAUUUCUAAUUUCUCCCUGAUUAAAAGUCAUGAACCAAAAUUCAAAGACACGACAAAGAAUUUUCUUAAUAGCUUUUACACAACAAACAAAAUAAUUACACUACAAUGUUAAUGACAGUAAGAUAAAGUGUUAAUUACUCGACUUAUUAAUAUUCACUUUUCACUAAACAUUUCACACAACUAUAUUAUAAAGACAGUAAUUUAUUUACUCCUAUUAAUGUUGAUGUUCACAGUUCCACAAUUAGCUCCUUGUAGUAGUCCGCUCAAAUCUAUACCCUUUCAUCGCUAACCGUCACUGCAUCUGCUCUUUUCUUCAUUGGGCUUUGGGUGCUCUGUAGUUCUCUGUAGAGCGUUUGCUGAAGCGGCUUAAACUCAGCCGAAUUAAACAGGUUUAACAACCACAAGACAGGCUAUACAUGACUUCAUGGCGGUAUUCUUUACCGUUUCUCUUCCGUACUUCUAGCGUUAAUCGGCUAAACCAGUGAUUAAUUUCGUCAACGCUCAUCUCCUGCAAAUCUAGCACACGCUUUAAUACUUCACUCUCGGCUUCAAAGUCACGCAACUCGGUAUUUCUUGCCUUUGCCCAUGCUUUAUAAACAUUCGUGCUCCACCUAGUGUGUUUGAUAGUAUUCUCAGGCGUUCUGUUAUCUCUAACUUUCUGAACAUCGGCUUCCAUAACAAACGAGAAACGUUUAUCCGCCAUAUCAUUCUUAGUGAGCGUCCAAAAACAAGACUUGAGUUGAGUUAAAAAAAAACAAGACUUGAGUUGAGUUUUAUAUUCAUGUAUGCACAUGCACCCGGCACUGACACACGUAUAUUAAGAAUUGUUUAUUCCCAACGAAUUCCCGACAAUGGAAAAUUGUUGUAUACAUCACUGAUCAUGCAUUGUAUUACACAAUACUCGUACUAUCAAUUAAUUUUGAACAAUGAAAACACUAGCCUCACCUCGGUCAUCAUGGUAUUACAAACUAAUACCAUGGUUUUUAAGAAUAUAGUGAUUAAAUCUCCCGCGAACCGAGGAGGUUUGUGAAAGUCCCUCGGGACGCCUUCGGGCUUCGCCCUCAGGCUUUCCCUCGGGACUUUCACAAACAUCCCUCGGUUUGCGGGAGAUUUAAUCACUAUAUUCUUAAAAACCAUGGUAUUACUUAUAAUUGAAUGUAUUAUUACACUAGUGCAUGUCUAGGUAUUUGUCAUGUCCAUGCAUUACACGUAUUGUACGUUACAGAUAAGAACUUGUCUAGUGCUUUGCAAGCCACGUUUUACUAACUACAACUGCUGUGUGAGCAUUAUAAUUUCCAUUGGUCACACUCACAAGCACUAGUAGUGUGUCAAGUGUGAUCAAUGGUGUGUAAACAACAUGAGUUCUUCAGCAUCCUUCACGAUUCAAAGCUUAUAUUAAUAAUAGCUUUGCGAAUCAUGAUAUCAACCACUACCCUCUCAGGAUCACUUGCGUGAGCAUUAUAAUUUCCAUUGAGCACACUCACAAGUACUAGUGCCAUCAUUGGUGUGUAAAUAACAUGAGCCUUCAGCAACCUUCAGAUCAGGCAUUAAAAUAAGCGUGUUUUUGACACACUUUGUGUCCUUGUAAAAGGAAAAUGUGUCUAGCUUGCAAAUUGAAAAGUGUGUACUUGGGACAUAAAGCCCAGGAAAAUCCAUUCCCAGUCAUUUUCCCCAUGAGCAAUUUUGUUUGAAGUAAUCAUGUCAUGUGUUUAUUGCCUGAAGAUAGCCAGAUAUAUAUUUCUGGUUUAUGUAUUUCUGGUUUUUCUGUUUAUAACAAGUCAAGACAUGCCUGUAAAAUUACCAACGGCUUCAAUUAUUUUCCUAUAGGCGCGGUUUCAUGAUAAUGGCAAUAUCCGCAGAAAUCAUGCCACAAAAAUCAGGACUCGCCUUUAAGAAUUUUCAACAGACGAUUGAAAAUUUAAUUACGAACCAUUUAGACUGCAUGAUUUACGUACUUGUUAGAUAGCCUCAAUCAUUGCGAAAACGGCCCAAAAGUGCCAAAACGGCGCUUCUGCAUGUGCCCCGCCCCAAUUAUAAAAUAUUUACUGAUACCGCACUGAAAUAUAUAUGUAUUAGCUCAAUAUAUAACUAGUUAUUGUUCAAGUUACGGUAUUGGUCCGCAUUUUACCUAUUUGAAACGAAUGUUUGCCUUUAAAAGGCACUGAACUUUAACGAAUAUUCAAUAAAGCCUUUUCUUAGUUGACGAGUAUUUGUGCUCAAGCUAUAGUCUGCCACACUUCCAAGUGAUUGUUGCCCUUGGCGUGGACGUAAAGUGUGUCCUUGUAAAAAAUCCUUAUUUUAAUGCCUGCUUCAGAUUGAAAGCUUACAAUAGCUUCUAAACAAUCAUAUUGUCAUCUACUACCAUCAUCACCAUUUCCAUCUAUGGAAUGACAUUUCACUAUCCAUAAUCAUCAGGUGCAUAAUUAAACGCGAGGUUCUCUGCAGCCUACAAGAUUCAGAAUGUAGUUCAAAGAAUAAUCUUACUGUACGCAGCUCAAUAUAUAAUGGACCAUUCCCCAAUUAAUCAAAAUUUUGAACUCAACAAGUCUAGACAAAAAUUUCAUCACAGUUUGAAAGAGCAUCACAAAAUUAGUAAUAUUCCCCAAAGUUUCAUUGCAAAAUGUUGUAAAAUGCGGAUAAUAUAUAUAGCCUUGCGAAGUUUGCAAUUUUCAGUCAUUUUAGAUUACAAACGGGAAAUGGUCACCACUUCUGUGCGUAAUACAAAAUGACUGAAAAUGACAAACUUCGCAAGGCUAUAUUAUCCGCAUUUUACAACAAUUUGCAACGAAACUUUGGAAUAUUACUAAUUUUGUGAUGCUCUUUCAAGCUGUGAUGAAAUUUUUGUUUACUGUAGGCUAGUCAAGAUCAAAAUUUUGGAAAAGUGGUAACCAUUUCCCGUUUGUAAUCUAAAAUGACUGAAAAUUGCAAAUUUCGCAAGGCUAUAUUAUCCGCAUUUUACAACAUUUCGCAACGCGGAAACUUUGGAAUAUUACUAAUUUUGUGAUGCUCUUUCAUGCCAUGAUGGAAUUUUGUCUAGACUUGUUGAGAUCAAAAUUUUGGUUAAUUGGGGAAUGGUCUAUUAACCAUGGGCCAUUUGGCGUCAUCAUCAAGAUCAUAGUCAGCACGACCACCACCUGAAAGCCCAAGGCCUAAAAGAAAGGCUGGACAGUCCUAAAGAUUCAGAGCCCAUUGCAGAGAAUUUUCACCAUCUCAGAUCAUCGUGGACUACAACAUCUCCACUAUUAUCACCACAAUCAUCAUCGCCACCACUACUAACCAUUAUCAUUCACAAUGGUCAUCGAUAUCGAUCAUUUCUACUGUAUUAAUCUAUUUCUAUUAUUCAGCAUUCUAUUUUAAUAUUCAAAGCUCAACUCAGAGAAUCGUUAUGACCAGCUGUCUCAUCGCUGAGAUCACCAAUUCACCAUGACCACUCUACUGUCAUCACCACCAUUAUUAUCAUUUGACACCAGGGGUCAUCCUAAGAAAAAUUUAGAACUGCCCGUUCGACAAGAACAGAUGUGGACACAGGCUAAAUGUGUGGCAGUAAUGAGAGACGACGAGAUAACGGCGUAUUGGAUACCUGAAUAGCUAGGAGGGUCCUGAGACAUGCUCUCAUUUUGCAAAAUGGGAGGCCUUAGGAUGACCCCUGUUUGACACCAGCACCAUAAUCAGGCUAAUUAAACAACUUGAAUGUGGUUCUGUUCAAUCUUCGAGAUUCACAUCUUAGGCCCCGUUUCCAUAUACCAGAUUCGCUCGUCACGCCAUCAUCUUCUGCCGUUAAGGAGCAAUGGUUAGUAGCAAAUGCUUAAUUAUUAGUUUGACAGAAUUCGCAUGUUUAUUUGGGUCUCUGAGAUUAAAAAUCUUCACAGCCUUUCAAUACCUACAAAAUUUGACCCACUCCGAUAGCAAUCCGGUAUAGUGUAAACGGGGCCUUAGUUCAGCGAAACACUUUCACCACACCAGCGCACAUCACCAGAACUAUCCCCCUUUUUACCAUCACUAGCAUCAUCAUCACCGCUACACUUUGAAUAUGAUAUUUUUCUAUCUAUCAAUUAUCAUCAGGUGUGUAAACAACUUGAAGUCCUGGGCAAUCUUGAAGAUUCGGAGCACAGUUCACAAACACUACGAGAUGCUAUGGCUGUAGCUCAACAUCAUGAUGCUGUAACUGGAACAGAAAAACAGCAUGUUGCAUAUGAUUAUGCCAAGCGUCUGGCAAUGGGUGCCGAACAAUGCAAGGUGAGUAAAGUUGAGAUUCUCCCCAACUUGGAAUAGGCAAAUCCAGCGAAAGACUAAAUUUUGAUCUAAGCAAGAACAAAAUCCAUCACCACAGCUAGAAAGCAUGUUAAAAUUAGUAAAAUUGCAAAGUUUGGCCGCGAAAUGUUGUAAAAUGAGGAAAAGGCAGCCCAGGGAUAUUUGCAAAUUUUGUAUUCAUUUGUAUUACGCGCGGGAAAAUACGCCACGUUUGGGCCGAAAGUGAUGCAUUUUCCCAUGCGUGAUGCACAUUAAUACAAAAUUUGCAAAUUUCGUAGGGCUAUAUUUUCCUCAUUUUGACAACAUUUCGCGACCAAACUUUGCAAUUUUACUAAUUUUAACAUGCUCUUUCUAGCUCUGGUGAUGGAUUUUGUUCUUCUUGCCUAGAUCAAAAUUUAGUCUAUAGCUGGAAUUGCUUAUUAUCCACCCUCACCUUUGCAUAUCUGGACUAUUUUAGAUGGUCAUCAGCUCUGCCCUGACCAAAAUCACCCGAAGGGAAAAUUCUGAAGCUGAUAUUCAAUACACUUUCUGUGAUUAUCUUAAUAUCAGUGUAUGUCGUGGCACAGAAACUCGCAAGUCGUUUACUAUCACCGUAUACAACCCUGUUGCUCGGAUAGUCGACACAAUUAUCCGUGUUCCAGUAUUCAGUAAACACGUGCAGGUUUUUGGUGUGGAUAGUAAACCAGUUCGUUUUGCAAUACAACCAGUAACAGAAGUCACCAGGUUUGUCCGAGGCACACUUGGUGAUGCUCCUUACGUGUUGGUGUUUCCUGCUGUAAGCGUACCACCACUUGGCUUGGCUAUGUAUCAAGUAAAUGUUACCCCAAAAGCGGGAAAAUCCAUUGGCAAUACUCGGAGUAGUUCUAAAAAACGCGAGUUGAAGGCAAACAGUGUUGAUUAUAUUAUUGAAAACAAGCAUCUUCGAUUAACAUUUUCAAAUAAGAACGGUCGUCUGGUUGAAAUUGAGAAUUUAGAAUCCCAAAUCAAGCAAUCGGUUGACCAACAAUUCUUUUGGUAUAAUUCCAGCGUUGGGAAUAACGUGAGUGACCAAGCGUCUAAUGCUUACAAUUUCAGACCAAAUUCGAGUACACAUUUUAAUGUCAGCGUUGACAACCGUGCAAAGAUUACGGUAUUUAAGAGUAACGUGGUACAAGAGAUCCAUCAGGUGUUCAGUCCUUGGGUGAGUCAGGUUGUCCGGUUGUAUCCGAACAAACCGUUUGCGGAAUUUGAAUACACCAUUGGGCCAAUCAAAAUGUCUCCUGAACUGGGCAAGGAGGUGAUAUCAAGGUUUGAUACCAGUUUAAACACGAAUGGUGUUUUCUACACGGACGCAAAUGGACGUGAAAUGCAGAGAAGGAAACGUGAUUAUCGUCCUACCUGGUCUUAUGAAGGUAAGUACUAGCUGUGUGGAUUAUUUAAUACGUAUAUUUAGCAAUUAUUGGAUGAGGCUGAGCAGGAUAUCCAGAAUUAUCCUGAAUAAUUCUGGUAUCCUGAAUAAUUCUGGUAUCCUGCGCAAGCCGAAUUCAAUAAUUAUUUUAUUAUUCAUUUUGUGACAGAAAGAAAACAAAACAAGCAACAAUUGAAAACAAAUAAAUAUUCAUUGAAUUAACUUUUCGUAAAUUCAACUAAAAAUUUGCCGCCAAUUUGUAUUUUCACAUAAAAUACCGCUGAAAUAUCUCGGGCGCCGCCCAAUAACCUCUGCAGAUUACUGUUUACGCUGGAAAUAGCGCAGGCACCUACAAAUACCCAAAAUUAUUUGUAGGCUCUUGGCCAAUGAAAAAUCGAGAGCACAGUACAAUAAGUAAUAAAUUACUAUAAUUAGUAUACACUCAACCAUGGUCUAUUACAAAAUCCAGCAUUGCCUUCGGCCAUUCAACCAUGGACCAUUUCGUAACGGACCACGGUUGAGAAAAAACCAAAUUUGGAGAAAACAUAGGGGAAAUCUUUCGUUCUGCAAACACGUUUGCAAAAACGAAGAAUUUUGUAGAAAAUUUAAAUUUUAACUUUUGCCUAUUAAAAUUUUAACUCAGCCUCAGGCCUUAAUUGCCUUCCUUGACUAUUCGCUCACAGACAACUCGACCUCGUUGUCUAAUUGUUAAAAUCCAUUCACGACAAGAAGUUUAUUUAGUCAGUCAGCUCAAUUGGUGACGAGCACUUGUUUUUCUGGUGACUCGCCUGACACAAACUGUCUUCUCCAGGUACAACUACGUCCUCAGAGCCUCGGGGACGGAGUUGGUUCAGGAAAACUAUAACAUUACUCCUACAUAGUAGCACUAAAGAAACUAGAGAUAGAUUCCAGCUGAUGUGUCACCGGGCUAGUAAAAUGAUGUACUGUGCCUCAGAGUAGCCUCAUCUAAAUGAUUUAAUAUAAAUCAUCCAAGGCCGAGUUCUAAUAAUGCAACAAUCAAUAUCCCUCUCGUUUUACUCUAGAUAAAGAACCUGUAGCAGGGAACUAUUACCCAGUGAACAGUCGUGCUUACAUUAAGGAUGACACUGGAAUUCAACUGACCGUUAUGACAGACCGCUCAGUAGGAAGCUCCAGUAUAAAGGAUGGUUCUUUAAAGUUCAUGGUUCACCGUAGGUUACUUUAUAACGAUGGUACUGUUGAUGGUGAACCGUUAAACGAACCAGGCCGAGACGGUCACGGUCUUAUCGUUCGAGGUCGGUUUUUGGUUUUACUUGAAGCUUCCAAAAAUUCUGCUAGACUACAUCGCCUUAUUGGUGAGGAAGAAUUUAUGCGACCGUUACUCUCGUUUUCAGAAGGCGCUGGAAGUUGGGCUCAGUAUCACUACCACCUUAAACAACGCUACCAAAUUUUGCAAGGCCAUACAAGCGAGGGAGAUUACCAUGGUUACCAAGAAGAAAGUGGGUACCAGGCCUUAACUCGGCCGCUACCAGCUAAUGUUCAUCUUUUAACAUUAGAAAAGCAUGGCAAGGUUUUGCUGUUACGGCUGGAACAUCAGUUUGCUGUUGGCGAAGAUGACGAACUUUCAAAACCUGUCUCAGUUCAACUAAAAGGUUUGUUUAGCGACUUUACCAUCCUCUCCGUGACUGAACUCAAUCUGAGUGCAAACCUGGUUAAGACCGAGCUUAAAAAUGCAGUAGACUGGGGAGGAGCUUUCCGAGAAAACAGGAUUUCGAAUGAUAGUUUUGACGUCACGUUGAACGCGAUGGAAAUCAGAACAUUUAAGAUUGAUGUUGAAUGGAAGCAAAGCCACAGAUACUGAUUAAAAUUAACCAGGGAGACUAGACUAUUCUAUCUGAUGCUUCAGUGAUAAUUACUUCCAUAAAUGGAUUUUUUGUUCUCUUUUAAAAAAGGGUGCAUAACACACGAAUUUUACGUUAUUUUCGUAAAUUUUACUCAAGUAUUUUAACUCCAAUUUUGGAGACAUUUUACUCCACAACUGGAGUACUAGUAAAAACCAUUCCUAUUGGAGUAUUUACUCCAAUAUUGGAGUUAAAAUACCGAAGUAAAAUUCACCGCAAAAAAGGAGUUGUUCUGUAUCUUUUUUCUUUACUCCAAAUCAAAAUGACUCCUUAGGAGUCAAAGUGACUCCUAUACAUUGGAGUAAAGAAAAGUCCUUAAUUAACCUUAGAAAUCAAUAAAAACAUUUUUCAAGUCAGUGACGAGCAUAACAUGAACUCUCGAACACAUUCCAAAUGACUAAGUCAAAAGGUACCACGCGCCAUACUAUACUUAAAUAUUUACAUACCACCGUUAUCACGCAGAUGUAUACGAAAGUGACGUUCCUUUUAACAAAAAUAUUCAUUUUAUUGCUGUUUAAUUAAAUUACAUAAAAAAUUAAUAAAUUAUUUGCUGUUGGUAAUUAUAAUUUACAAUUUGAUUCGACUAAUUACAUAUUUCAAUCAAUGUAUAAAAACUUCGGGAAAAAUUGUUUAAAAUGGAAAAUUCAUGUUGCAUUAUCAUAUAGUGAAAAUAUUUUACAAGAAAUUGGACGUACGGUAAACUACAGUGCACGUCCGGUCACGAUAAGAUUUUACGUAUGAAUGAUUGUAUAAAUUAGACAACUUAGAUAUAGCUGCACUCAGAUAUAGCUAGACUUGCUAAAAGUCGACUCGUAUUAUUUAGCUUAUUUCGCUCAAGCUCCCUCAUUCCUUGUUUAUUCGCUCACCAGUUUUACUCCUUGCAAUAAGAGACAAAUUACAACGCGUUACGACUGCCUCACACCCUGUCGCUGUCACGUGGUCAUUGCGUGGGCAACGUGGAUUAACUUAAUCGAUUUCGUGGUGAAGUUUCCCACCGAAUCAACCAAAUUUUCAGCUUUCCUCCCUCGCGUGCCGUCCGCAUGCGCUUGAUAACGUGAUAAACAAACCAAGCGCCUGUGUCCGAGGCAAGAACUAUAUGACGCAAGUCGACUUGUGGCAAGUCCAGUGAGCUCAAUAUAUAUCUGGAGCAAGAACUUCAGUCAUUCGGCCUGCGAGAAAAGUGAAGCCAAGAUGGCGGCCCAUUGACGUCCAAUAGAUCUGAAGGUCGUAAACAGGUUAUAUACCAUUUUCCCCACUGAGCUAAUUCCAGUUUUUUUCUAACGGACCGUAUCGCAAACCAAGUUUUCAGUUCAUAAAACCAGUGUUAUUCUUUAAAUGGAUGUCAAAAUACGACAUUUCAGCACGUUGCUUGCCAAGAUGGCGGACAUUGAAGGAGCUAGCGGUUGACUCGAGUUAUCGCUCCAGAUAUAUAUGGAGCACACUGGGAAAGUCCAAGAUAUAGCCAGGAUAGUACAAGCCUUUGUCCCAGGAUGCGUACAACGAGGAAACCUAAACAAAAACAU